Messenger RNA from Bombina bombina (fire-bellied toad), 2969 nucleotides. It is a transcript of the gene UBQLN1, whose product is annotated as ubiquilin 1. The record is from RefSeq and is a predicted model, not a curated record. Gene Ontology annotation, biological process: ubiquitin-dependent protein catabolic process. Lineage: Eukaryota; Metazoa; Chordata; Amphibia; Anura; Bombinatoridae. Gene Ontology annotation, molecular function: polyubiquitin modification-dependent protein binding. Gene Ontology annotation, cellular component: cytosol.
CAUUAAGGUGCGCCAUAGUACGGGCUGAAUACGGACGGAAGUUAGUUUGAUUCGUGUUACUUAGAUCUUUUUUUACAGUAUAUUUUUCUAUUUCUUUAAUAAAUCUAACAGAUUAAGAUCCGGUUUUAUUUGGACGAGUUACAUUUAUUUCCAGGCGUCUCGCGUGGACCGGCAGUGACGUUAGCGUGACGCUGCGGCAUGAGGAAGUGCAGUUAGUGUGGGCCGAGCUGAGCUACUCCCGUGAGAAAAGCCGACUUACAUACAUGUUGCAUAGGUCUUUUAACUAGCGGCACGUAUACAGACUAUACCAGCCAGACCGUGCUAGUAGCACUUUGUUACAACCGGGGACAGUCUCAUUACCACUGCGGGAGUAGCCCACGACAUUUAUCACCUUUUGUCACAGCCAUGUCGGAUCCCCCCAGCUCCUCGGAUCCUGCCCGGAUCAUUAAAGUUACAGUGAAAACCCCCAAGGAGAAAGAGGAAUUUGCGGUGCCAGAGAGCAGCAGUAUUAGAGAGUUUAAAGAGGACAUAUCCAAGCGCUUCAAGUCAAAUACAGAUCAACUUGUUUUAAUAUUUGCUGGAAAGAUUUUGAAGGAUCAGGACACCCUCGGUCAGCAUGGAAUCCAUGAUGGACUAACUGUUCAUCUUGUUAUUAAAACACAGAACAGAUCGCAAGCUUCUACAUCUUCACAGUCCAACAGCCCGAGCAGUCCAAGCAGCACAACUGCCAACUCUACCACAACCAGCAGCACAGAAACAACGACGACUUCAACGAGUACUCCUUUUGGUUUAGGUGGCCUUGGAGGGCUUGCAGGAUUAAGCAGCCUUGGCAUGAAUGCAUCAAAUUUUUCUGAACUUCAGAGUCAGAUGCAGAGGCAACUUAUGUCAAAUCCAGAGAUGAUGGUUCAGAUCAUGGAGAAUCCGUUUGUUCAGAGUAUGCUUUCUAAUCCGGACCUGAUGCGACAGUUGAUUAUGGCGAAUCCUCAAAUGCAACAGUUAAUCCAACGAAAUCCUGAAAUCAGCCACAUGCUUAAUAAUCCCGAUAUAAUGCGACAAACACUAGAACUUGCUAGAAAUCCAGCAAUGAUGCAAGAGAUGAUGAGGAAUCAAGACCGAGCCCUGAGUAAUCUUGAAAGUAUACCUGGUGGCUACAAUGCAUUACGGAGAAUGUAUACUGACAUCCAGGAGCCUAUGUUAAAUGCUGCUCAAGAGCAGUUUGGAGGAAAUCCAUUUGCUUCACUUGUGAGCAAUGCGCAGAAUGCAGGCAAUCAGCCUUCCCGUACUGAAAACAGAGAUCCUUUACCAAAUCCAUGGGCUCCUCUGUCCAGUACCACAAGUUCCACAUCUACUGCUGGUGCUAGUGGGGGAAACACCACUGGAAAUGGAAGUGGAACAAGCACUACAACGGCAAGCUCCACAUUACCAAAUAUGUCAUCUGGAUUGGGAGAUGCAGAAUCCAGAGACGCUAUCAGCAAUGUCAAAUCCAAGGGCGAUGCAGGCUUUGAUGCAAAUACAACAAGGACUACAGACACUUGCUACUGAAGCACCAACACUUGUUCCAGGAAUUAAUCCUGCGUUUGGAGGCUUAGGGACUCCUGCCAAUACAGCUCCAGCAUCUGUGCCCUCAGAAACCACAAGUCCAAGUCCAUUGUCUGGCAUUUCUGAACCAGGACACCAGCAGUUUGUCCAGCAGAUGUUACAAGCCCUUUCAGGUGCCAAUUCUCAGAUUCAGAAUCCAGAAAUCAGAUUUCAGUCACAACUAGAACAGCUUAGUGCAAUGGGAUUCAUAAAUAGGGAAGCAAAUUUACAAGCUUUAAUAGCAACUGGAGGAGACAUCAAUGCUGCUAUUGAACGACUUCUGGGCUCUCAACCAUCAUAGCAACCCUUCCAAACGCAGAAACAAAGUGUAAUUUAUUUUUGAUAAUGGCUCUUAAGUCUUGGAAGAAACACCUGCUUUAUUUCAGUUUGACUCAUACAAUUCCUUCUUGUUACAAACUAAACAUGAUGCAUUUAAGUUGGGAUGAAGUGCAGUAGCUUAUCUGAAACUGUGGAAUCAGAGCAUUUCAUUUGAACAUGUUGCAUGCAUCAAAACGUUCCCCCAGGUCCUACUGCAUUGCUUGUGAUUUUUAAACAAUUAACUUCUGCAGUUGGGUUAACAAGCUUUAUUUAACCUUCCAGCUGUCAAAAGGUAUUUUGCUUUAAACAAAUUAGCCUUCUGUAGUAAUUUAUGUAGAAUAAAAAAAACUAAAGAGAAAUUUACAAUUUUAAAGUUACAACUAGUGAUCUAAUAUCACAUUUUUGUGAUUUCAGCAUGUAUUUUGCUAGCAUUAUUCUGUAAUAUUCAUAUUUGAUUUUUGCAUUAUACAUUUCUAAUGAAAAAGCUAAUUUGCAGAAGUGAAGUUAAGCCAUUGGCUGGCAGAAAGUACAUAGAAUACAGUCCUGUCUGGCACCCAGUGGGUUAAAGUACUCCGCACAUCACACCCAUAUGCAGAUAAUCUUGUAUUUAAAAAUAUGGUGUAGCAAGCUUUUGUAGGAGAGAUCAGCUUUUCAGGUAAAUACGAUGCAACACCUCCCUCUAAUAAGAGUUCAAUUGAGAUAUUAUUAUUUUAGUGGCCGAUGUGUCAUUUUAAUCAUUGUUUCAGAUUAACCCUGUCAGCUUUUUUUUUUUCCUUCCAAUCAUUUUGACUAUUUUUGACACUGCCAAUUUUACUUUUAUACCUUCGUAGUCACCAUCCUUUCCACUUUCUUCUUCAUAAGUGUAAAUUGCACCCAUUUGUGUUUGCACUGAGGAAAUGCCACACCAAAUUGUUCAGUGGAAUACUAUCUUACACAGUCUCCAUAAUUGCAAGAUUUGAACAUGCCAUGUGAUUCUGAUUAUUUUUAACCUACUUGUACAAAACAAUUAUUGAGUUUUUAUCAGCAGUUCUUUCUCCUGUGCACAGGUAAUAAUAAAUAAAAUACCAACCAUG